AUGCAGAAUACUGGCCGACUCUACACCGGUCCAUCUUCGUCAACGGGUGGCUGUUACGGGGGCCAACUUCACCUCGUCGGACCCAAGUACGUCGCCGAGGCCAAGGCUGCGUUUUUCAAAGUCGACAAGUCGGCUACGAGCUACAAUAGAUCCGCUUGA
Colletotrichum graminicola M1.001 is the source of this 159-nucleotide messenger RNA. RefSeq lists its product as uncharacterized. The record is from RefSeq and is a predicted model, not a curated record. The transcript has 2 exons. NCBI's taxonomy places the organism in Eukaryota, Fungi, Ascomycota, Sordariomycetes, Glomerellales, Glomerellaceae. Bases 1 to 159 code for a protein of 52 amino acids.